AUGUGGCAGCCCUGCGUUCCUCAAAGCCCUUCCCAGCGCUCUCAUUGGCUCAGGGACUGUGAGAAAGUCCAACAAGCCCAAGACCCACACAUUCAUAUGGAGAUGUGGGCGUAUAAAUACAGGGCCGAGGCAGAGGAGAAGGCAGCUCAGACUCAACUGGCUCUUCAACAGGAACACUCUGACACUACAGCAAUGGCUCCCACCGUUUUUGGACAAGCAAGCUACUCUAAGGAGCAUCUCACUCCUGCUCAUAAGCUGAGAAAGCCGAUGGUUGAGAAACUGCGCAGAGACAGAAUCAACAUCUGCAUCGAGCAGCUGAAAUCCCUGCUGGGCCCAGAGUUCCUCAGGCAGCAGCCCGACUCCAAGCAGGAGAAGGCUGACAUCCUGGAGAUGGCUGUGUCUUACAUGACAGGCUGGCAGCAGCAGCAGAAGCAGCAGGUCAGCUUGACCUCCGGUCCGACAACAGCCAGCGACGGCUACUCCCGCUGCGUGCAGGAGGCCGUCAGCUUCCUCUCCCACUGCGACGUCCAGACCCAGGCCCACAGGCGGCUGCUCAGCCACUUCCAGGGCCUGCAGGUGUCCAGCAGGAGCAGUUCCUGCAGCCUCUCACCUCCCGGCUCUCCUCACCACCAAGUCAGCUCCAACAAGGGUCCGAGCCAGGCCAGCUAUGGUCUGUGGAGGCCCUGGUAGGACGGAGGAAGAAAACUACGUCCGUGAACGUCAUGGACAGAAAGUUAAAGACUCACUCAAGUCUGUUUGCUUUUUGGCAGAAGAAUCAAUAUUGUUUGAGGGUUUUAUUAGUGUAUGGAAAUGGGGUAAAUGUCCCAGUAAUCCUUUGGAAGGAUUGAAAAGAAUCAGGCUCUACUGUUUAUUUACACCAUGUGUACACAUGUUGUACUCUUUAUAAUUUAGAGUGUUGACUGUGUGGUUGUGUUCAUUGUUCCUGUGGAACAACAGAUCCUGUUUGUUCUACAAACACCCCUGAAUGAUCUUCUUCUGAGACCCAUGUUGGGUUGAAACUAAAUGUCUGAGACAUUGUUUAUCUGAUGUGUUGAACCACUGUUUAUCUUUGAUACUGAGUAUCACUGACUGAUGCAUCUCAUCAGCUUGGUGCUGAUGAAGCAGCUAAAUGACAUAAAUGGAUCCCAUGGAUCCACUUCUACUGUAAAUCUUGUGAUGAUUAUACUUUAUUGUGACUUUGUGUAACCAUUAUUUGGCCUGUGUGUUAACUGCUGAAAUUGUACCAUGUAUGUUUUCUUCACAUCCACAUUUAUACCUUUUGUGAAGGUACUUCAUGUUGACAUCAAUCUUUACUGAAAGAAUCUGUUGAAUUGCUU
Molecule: messenger RNA, 1337 nt
Organism: Pleuronectes platessa (European plaice)
Lineage: Eukaryota; Metazoa; Chordata; Actinopteri; Pleuronectiformes; Pleuronectidae
Product: transcription factor HES-5-like
Biological process (GO): anterior/posterior pattern specification; regulation of neurogenesis; regulation of transcription by RNA polymerase II
Cellular component (GO): nucleus
Molecular function (GO): RNA polymerase II cis-regulatory region sequence-specific DNA binding; DNA-binding transcription factor activity, RNA polymerase II-specific; protein dimerization activity
Source: RefSeq, a predicted model, not a curated record